AUGGACUGGUUCGAAAAGAUAUUCGUCUUUUUCUACCCAUUGAUCAAGAACUGGGUCAACUUCUGUGGUAUGAAGUUAUGGGUAAGUUAUUGUUAGCUUUGUUGAUUUUUAGAUACAUAUCAAGGGUAUAAUUGUCCUUACGGCACUCUUAAUGUCUUUUACUAUUAGGUUGAACCAAAAGUAGCGGGGCACUUUCAACUGAAAAAUAAAUUAAAAGUGUCCCACAACUUUUGGUUCAACGUAAUAUAAAUUAAUCUGAUAUUACGUAAAAUAGUAGUCUCUUUCACAUAUUACUUAAAGUUUUCGGUACUACAGCUUCCUGAAAUUAAAUUUUUUUGGCUUUGGCCUAGCUCUUGUUUGGUUUUUUUUAAUUUUAGUUUUGGUUCUGGCUACAGCUCUAAAGCCGGAGUCGCUCCGGGGGUCUUUAUUACAAAUCUUUAAUAUUUCUGGAUCUGAAUUCAGCUCCGAAGCUGUAGCUCCAUGGCUUUUUAGUACUGUUAUUUGACGUUUUUUCCUGGCUUAAGCUCCGGUGUCGAAGAUGCAUUGGAGCCGAAGCCGAGCCGACUUUCCAGCUCUUGAGAACGCAGUUUACAACGCUAGCAAAUUGACUUGUAAUAGAAACUUUAUUAAAACCUAUCUAAUAAAUAGUAUAACAAUUGACCUGUUAUACAAAUAGUUGAUUGUGCUCUUCAGUAUCAUAUUAUACCAAAACCCUUAAUUUCCAGAUUAAUUUCUUAAUCAAAAACCUUACUUUCAGACCUUCUCCAUGUUGCUAGCAGUGUUUGCGUCGUUCGAAACGUUGGGCUUGAUUGUUUUCUUCUCCGCCAUCGAAUUCGAUACGGUCUCUUUUGUCUUGGGCUUAACUAAUUUGGCUAACAUAUUACUAAUAAUUGGAUCGACGCGACAAUUCAUUUGGUUACAGUUGUUUUACUGUGGUCUACAGGUAGUUUUACAGCAUUUUUUAUUGAAAAAACAAUAAAAAAUAAAAAAAUAAAAUUACAAAAACUUUGUUUACAUUUUUUUUUGAAAUUGUAAUUUAAAAUUUUAGCACUUUGUGUCACUUUUCAAGGCCUCUUUGUUUGGCAUAACCUGGUUCAUCCUCAAUAUUCUCGACUUUUUUGGUCUCGACAUUCAAAACAAUUACAUCUACCCAGACUUGUUCGUGUUUCAUAAAGGAUUGGCAAUGGGAAUGGCAGUCUUCUUCAUCAUGGAGACCUUCUUUUAUCAAUUUCAUAUUGCCAUUGUUUAUCGCAACUGUAUAUUGUUGGAGACAAUUCAUCAACAUAUCAUGGAGAAUCGGCAAAGACAGGUGGAAUCGACUGGUCGACGAAAUACUGGCAAUUCGUUUGAUACGUUUUAUGAAGAUGUACGAUAA
This is a messenger RNA of Bursaphelenchus okinawaensis, 1375 nucleotides long. Lineage: Eukaryota; Metazoa; Nematoda; Chromadorea; Rhabditida; Aphelenchoididae. The record is from the annotation of a GenBank genome assembly.